CCUUAUGAAUAUGCAUGAUGUCACCGCUGUGGGAGUUGCCCUGGUUGGCUCCACUAGUGUUUAAAUUUCAGCAUGUGCCCUCAUCUCUCUGCCUGCGAAUGUCUGACCGGGCCGAAUCCUGACAAAAAAGUCUGGGGUGUGCUUCAAAAAAAACCAAACAACACAAUAUGGAAACCAUUGGCGAAAUCAUCCCAUUUGCUAAGGAGAUGCUGAACCAGAGGCCCAGCCGAGGCAUCCUGAAGAUCUACAUGCUCGGCUCCACUCUGGCGAUGCUCGGAGUAAUUGGCGGACUGGUGGAAACAAUUCUCCUGCCAUUUGUGGAGGACGAGACUGUUGAGGAUACACCAGCAGAGCUGAUCAUAGAGAGGAAGAAGGAGAAGAAGCAGGUGCUGAAGUCACACACUACCUUGAUCCGCCCUGAGGUUGUGGAUGUGCUGGAGUCAGUAGUGAUUGAAGUCAAGGCUAAACAUCUGGUGACUGCUGGGCAGAGAAGCUCAGCCAACCGCUUACAUGCUUCUUAAAGAAACUUUCCCCUCUUGAUAUAAAUGGACGUGACACUUACAAUGUUGGUGGAAGUGGUGGUAAAUUAAAUCACCAUGUUGAACUGGUCAUUUUGUGCUCAUUCUUUUGUUUCAGAUUUUGUCUAAAACACAACUUGUGCCUGUUGACUGGUGAAAAAUGAGAUACAUAAAUGUACUCAAAACUGCAGGGUGCAGUGAGGUCUGGCUGCUGGGCAGCAGAAACUUGUGGAUGCGACUUGAUGAAUGUGUUGGGAAAAAAAUGGAAUGUGUGUGAUUUGAUUCGUUUUGCACUCAAAUAAAGAUAUUUUCAGCUGCAAA
Messenger RNA from Scatophagus argus, 839 nucleotides. RefSeq names its product G0/G1 switch 2 (gene g0s2). Bases 168 to 521 code for a protein of 117 amino acids. NCBI's taxonomy places the organism in Eukaryota, Metazoa, Chordata, Actinopteri, Scatophagidae. The transcript is spliced from 2 exons. The record is from RefSeq and is a predicted model, not a curated record.